This is a messenger RNA of Raphanus sativus (radish), 1096 nucleotides long. Its product is annotated as zinc-finger homeodomain protein 7-like. Bases 219 to 914 code for a protein of 231 amino acids. NCBI's taxonomy places the organism in Eukaryota, Viridiplantae, Streptophyta, Magnoliopsida, Brassicales, Brassicaceae. The record is from RefSeq and is a predicted model, not a curated record. Gene Ontology annotation, cellular component: nucleus. Gene Ontology annotation, molecular function: transcription cis-regulatory region binding; DNA-binding transcription factor activity. Gene Ontology annotation, biological process: regulation of developmental process; regulation of DNA-templated transcription. The transcript is spliced from 2 exons.
ACCACCACACACACACUCUCUCUCUUUCUCUCUCUUGUAGGUUUGUGUGUUUCUUUUAUAAAAUCGAUAUUUUGUUGGAUUUUCAUGUGAAAUUAAACUUGAUGGGUGAUAGGAAACAGAUGCACACACGUCACCACCACCACCAUUUCUAAUUCUCCCUCUUCUUCAAUAUCAAUCUCAUUGAGCUCUUUAAAUCCCUCCAGAGCCAGAUUUUUACAAUGGAGCAUGGAGGAAGCUGCAAUGCAAUUACUACCACAACAAUAACCUUAAAAGCAAAACCACAUUCCAACCCGGAUCCGAAAGACAAACCCGUUUCAGAUCCAUUCUUGAUCAAGAAAGAAAACCAAAAGCCAACGACACGUGGCGACCAAGCAGCCAAGUACAAGGAGUGUCAGAAGAACCACGCCGCCUUAACCGGAGGACACGUGGUGGACGGAUGCUGCGAGUUCAUGCCCGGAGGUGAAGAGGGCACGCAAGGUGCGCUAAAAUGCGCAGCCUGCAAUUGCCACCGGAGUUUCCACAGGAAGGAAGUCUACGGACAUAGAAACAGAACACGAGAAGAGCUGAUAUCUACGGUGGUUUACAAGGCGAUCCAGCCACGUGGAGUUUAUCCAACUAGUGAGAUUGGACGGAGGGCUUCGUCGUCGAGCGAGGAUAUGAAGAAGAUAUUGAACCAAAAUACUGAUGGAAAAGAUUCGAUGAGGAAGAAGAAGAGGGUAAGGACAAAGAUCAGUGAAGAACAAAAGAAGAAGAUGAAGGAGUUUGCAGAGAGGCUAGGGUGGAGUAUGCAGAAGAAAGAUGAAGAAGAGAUUGAUAAGUUUUGUAGGACUGUGAAUCUGAGGAGACAGGUUUUCAAAGUGUGGAUGCAUAAUAACAAGCAAGCAAUGAAGAGGAACGGUAAUUUAAACUUGUGAUCUGCAAAAGUUUUUUUUUUUUUUUUGAACAACUUGAUCUGCAAAAGUUAAAAUUAAUAAAUCUUGUUUUUAUUAUUUGCACAAAUAUUGCUUUGAGUAUGAAUUCGUGACUAGAUUAUAGGAUUGUAGAUGCAAAUCUUGAAACCAGAAGCGUCUAUCUAUGCUAUGAUUUAUUAUGUUAA